UAUUUGCCGAUGGACUCUUGGUGGUGAGCAGCGAGCGAGAGAUAGAGAGGGUGAAACUACAUAUGCAUAUACAAAUACAUGUAGCUAGCGGCGUAGUACUGGAUACUGUGCCAUACGGAGUAUAGUAUAUAUACUCGCUGUAUUAGCAGUAGAGGCGGCCGUGCAGCGAUCGGUCGACGAUGGUUGUUGCCGCCAUGAGAGACGAGGGAGAGGAGGGACGACGACGGGCGGUGGUGGCGAUACGGGACUACGAUCCCAAGACGGACCGCGACGGCACGGAGGCCGUCGAGCGGGAGUGCGAGGUCGGCCCGGCCGCCGCCGCCGGCGGGAUGUCGCUGCACGCCGACCUGCUCGGCGACCCCGUCGCGCGCAUCCGCCACUCGCCGCACUACCUCAUGCUGGUAGCUGAGACGUCCGGGCCGGACGGCCGGAUCGUCGCCCUCGUCCGGGGAACCGUCAAGUCUGUCGCCUCCGGCAAGAGCCGCCCUGGCGCGCCCGCCUUCGCCAGAGUCGGCUACAUUCUUGGCCUCCGCGUCGCGCCUUCCCACAGGCGGAUGGGCAUCGCGCGGCAGCUGGUGCAUCGGCUGGAGCAGUGGUUCGAGCUGAUGGGCGCCGAGUACGCGUACAUGGCCACCGACAGGUCCAACGAGGCGUCGCUGCGGCUCUUCACCGGCCGCUGCGGCUACUCCAAGUUCCGGACGCCGUCGCUGCUGGUGCACCCGGUGCACUCGCACCGCCUCAGGCCGCCCCCGCGCGCCACGGUGGUCCGCCUGGGCGCCCGCGACGCCGAGCGGCUGUACCGCAGCCGGCUCGCGCACGUCGAGUUCUUCCCCGCCGACAUCGGCGCCGUCCUGGGCAACGCGCUCUCCCGCGGCACGUUCCUGGCCACCGUGGGCGGCUACGAGUGGGGCGGCGUCGACCGCUUCCUGGCGUGCCCGCCGGCGUCGUGGGCCGUGGCCAGCGCGUGGGACUGCGGCGGCGUGUUCCGGCUCCAGGUGCGCGGCGCGUCGCGCCUGCGCCGCGCCGCCGCGGCCGCCACCCGCGCGCUGGACCGCGCCGCCAAGUGGCUGCGCGUGCCGUCCGUGCCCGACUUCUUCCGCCCCUUCGCGGGCUGGUUCGUCUACGGCCUCGCCGGGAGCGGCGGCCGCGACGCCGCGAUGGCCGCCGAGGCGGUCUUCGCGUCCAUCGUCAACAUGGCGCGCGGCAGGGCGGCCGCCGUGGCGGUGGAGGUUGCGGCCAUGGACCCCCUCCGCGGGCGCAUCCCGCACUGGCGCCGACUGUCGUGCACCGAGGACCUGUGGUGCAUGAAGCGGCUCGGCGCUGGUGGUGGCGGCCACGCGGACGGAUGGGACUGGGCCAGGUCGGCCCCUGGUCGAUCCAUCUUCGUGGACCCUAGGGAGGUGUGAGGGUGACUCGGCGGCCGCUUCAGAGCAGAGCUCUAGUGCUCUGUUUUUCUUUCUUUCUUUUUUGCCACUGAGCUUCAUUCUCUCUUUUUUUUUCCCCUAACACUUCCAAAUUUUGCGACCCUUCAGUUUUGUUCUGGUUCUGGUAGACGAGAUACUGUCUUUUUUCUUUUGUAGAAUCACCAGGGAGUACGACGAUGGAAAAUCUAUGAUGUAGAUACAUUUCCCUUGA
Molecule: messenger RNA, 1635 nt
Organism: Zea mays
Lineage: Eukaryota; Viridiplantae; Streptophyta; Magnoliopsida; Poales; Poaceae
Product: HLS1
Molecular function (GO): acyltransferase activity, transferring groups other than amino-acyl groups
Source: RefSeq, marked validated